This is a messenger RNA of Achroia grisella, 1550 nucleotides long. RefSeq lists its product as uncharacterized. The coding region runs from base 491 to 1258 and encodes 255 amino acids. The transcript has a single exon. Lineage: Eukaryota; Metazoa; Arthropoda; Insecta; Lepidoptera; Pyralidae. The record is from RefSeq and is a predicted model, not a curated record.
ACGGGGUGCCACCACGCUGGUUUUCAGCGGACAUCUUCAUAUACAAUAAACAUAAUAAAAUAAUAAUAAUAAUACACAUACAUACAUAAAUCCAGGCGGACAAUACAAAGCAAACAUUUACGACAUACUACCAUAUAUAAAUAAAUAUCAAACAUAAACUACACACUGAAAACAUAAAAUAAACAUAAAUUCUGGUGACACUAGUAUUACCGCUUUUGGAGUGCAGACACAUCACGUGUGGACAAACCUUCGCAAAUACUGCACCCCACCAAAAGGAUAACGGGGUGGUAUGGUGUGAUAUGGGAUUAGUACCCAGUAAAACUUUUUUGUGGGUAGCUGCAUCUCAAUACACUCAAGUAAAAAGUGCUCCCAGUUUAUAUUUAUAAAUAAUUAAUAUAUCUACAUAUUUUUGAAUUUUUAUAUGCCAAACUUCAAGAGAUAGUAUAUUUCUGCUUGUACCAGUAACAUUUACUCCUUUCAAGAUCUCACUAUGGAUGCACUACAAGGUACAUUUUUCACUAUGAUGGAACAACUAAAUGCAAAGAUGGCCUCCUUUCAAAGCAAUUUGCAAAAAGUUAGCACCACACCAAGCACUGUGUCUUCUAUAACUGCAGACUUUGGAGUAUUCCAAACAUUUGUAGCAAACACUUUCUGCAACCUUCAGCAGCAACUAGAAUUGCUAGCAAACCAGAUGGACCAAUUCGAGAUGCGAAGUCGCAGAAAGAUUUUGUUAUUCCAUGGUGUCCAGGAAUCCGGUGGCAGUAAUACUUCCCAAGACAUAGUUAAAGUUUUAGCAGACAAAUUGAAGAUCCCAGGUUUUUCCCAAGCUAACAUCAGCAGGUGUCACCGAAUGGGCAGAACAUCUGGAGACAAACCUCGUCCUAUCUUGGUAAAAUUUCCUGAUCUCGCUUUACGGAAUAAAGUAUGGUUUGCCAAGACUGGGUUGAAGGACACUGGAAUCACAGUCUCCGAGUUUUUGACUAAGGGGAGGCACGAGGCUUUUAUAUGCGCUCGACGCCACUUUGGAGUUAAGCAGUGUUGGACGCGCGACGGAUUUGUGGUUAUCGCCGGAAAUGGCGACACAAGACAUCGAGUCACCACCAUAACUGAGGUCAACAAACUUAUAGACUCUCUUUCUGCCGCUGCUGCGAUUGCAUCGAAAGCUUUGAGUUCGGUUUCAUCGGAAGCUAGAGGGUCGGCUGCACCGAAGGCCUCUGCCGCGGUAGCAGCCCGCAGCAAGCGAGUCGUUAGAAAAUGAACGUGAGUGUGUGUUUGUGAUGUUUCUUCGUGUACUGCAAUAAUUUAAGUAAUGUGAUUCUUAUGAAAACUCAUCACGUUUCAAAGUUGUUUCCGUGUAGUGUUAAUAUAAAUAAUCAUAUAUUGAUACUGUCCGCAACUUCCUCUUGUUCACUUUUAUUAAACGUAGGUAGAUUAUUAAUUUAAUAUUGAACUGCUAACUAAUUACUAAAUUCAAAUAAUUGUUUAUUUUUAGUGGGUAACUCACUUCACAAUUUGAGUUUUAUUUUUAUAAAAUUUUGUUUUGAUCUGUC